UACUAACGUUUCUUUCUUUUCGCUAGGAAGAUAAUCAUGUCAUUUCACUCCGCCCUUCCCAAGAUGGCGCCUUCGCCACACCCAACCCGCCCCAGUCAAGAUGGCGUGCAUUACCGGCCUGGCGUAUGGAGACCUUCUCAAGAUGGCACCAAACACCAGCCCUAUUACCUUCUGCCUUUUUCAAGAUGGCCUUAGCAAUUAGCUUCACUUCUGAGCACCCUCUGACCGUCUCAAAAUGGUGAAGGACGGAUUACUCGCUACACUCUGACCUUCUCAAGAUGGCGCCAGAGCUAUAAAUACCGUCGCUCUCCUGAUGUGACUUCCGGUUCCAGCGGAAGGCGGUAUAAAAGGCAGGCCUGGUACCUUGAGACGUACACCUAAGGACACUCCGGGGCGAAUAUGGACAGGAGAAAGAAGCCCUUGGACGUCACGGCGUCCUCGUUGGUAGACCUUAAGGCUGAACUCUUCCGAAAGCAAGAAGAAUUCAAACAAGAAAAACUUUUAAAAGAUGCUGGAGUUUUGGGAAAACCAAAACCAACUAACAAGAAACCAAGUAUCUGGAGCAAACAGAAUGCAGGAGUCUCUAACCGAGCUGAAAAGGAUGCUGAAGAGCAGAUUGCAGAACAGAAGACUCUGGACAAAGCGAGGGAGAAAUUGGAAGAAAAAGCCAAAUUGUAUGAGAAAAUGACUAAAGGAGACUUUAUAGAUGAAGAGGUGGAGGACAUGUACCUUGUGGAUUUCACACAGAAGAUGAUAGACAGACACAAAGAAAUGGAAGCGGUUGGUGCCAAUAGAGGUUACAGAAAGACCGAAGAAAGAGACGAUGAUGAAGCAGCUCUUUCUGAAAGAGAUAUUCCUCCUCCCCAGGAUCCCAGUGAAGAGUGGGUGGAUUAUGUGGAUUCUUUAGGGCGAUCCCGGCGCUGCAUGAGAAAGGACUUGCCAGGUCUGCUGGAAAUGGAUAAAAGUCUUCAGGGGAGGCUUUUCGUUAGUCCUGCAAAUGAGAAAACCUUACUGUCUGAAGAUAUGAGAAAAGAACUCCAGCGCCAGCAGUGGGAGGAAGAAGAGAGGGAGGCCCUGAGAAGGCCAAUGGGGCCCAUACAUUAUGAAGACAUCCGUGAAAAUGAGGCCCGGCAACUUGGUGUUGGAUACUUUGCUUUCGCCCGAGAUAAAGAGUUGAGAAACAAGCAGAUGAAAACCUUAGAAAUGCUGCGUGAACAGACAACAGAUCAGAGAACAAAACGAGAAAACAUAAAGGAAAAGAGAAAAGCCAUAUUAGAAGCAAGACUUGCCAAACUCCGACAGAAAAAGAUGAAAAAAUCAAAAGAAGGUGGAGCAGAGGAAGAAAACAGAGAUGGAGAUGUCAUUGGCCCUUUGCCCCCAGAACCAGAGGUCACGCCAGCUCCUCGUACAGCCGCCCAGAGUAGCAAAGUAGAAGUCAUCGUUCAGGAGAGGAAAGAUACGAGACCCGGGGUGCCACACGUCCGCGAGUGGGACAGAGGAAAAGACUUUUCCUUCGGGUACUGGUCGAAGAGGCAGUCAGAUCUCCGGGCCGAGAGAGACCCUGAGUUUGCGCCACCAUCGUAUUACUUUAUGGACCAAAAGAGAGCUGAGUCUCUGAGCAGCCAGGCAUGGAGCCGACCUGCCCCUGCGCAGAGCGACCCGGGGCAGCGCUCUGGCCAGAGCCAUGACCCCUGCGUGUCACAGACAUCAUCUGCUCCUGCCCCCAGCAGCCCGCCACAAGCUCCGACCGUCACUUUUGAAACUCUGGAUGAUAUGAUAUCAUAUUACAAACAAGUAACAUGAACUUAAAAACAUUAUAACUUGGGUCUGUACUGUUAAUGGUGCCUUCCUCUCCCACAGUGGAGGAGAUAACUUUAGGGACUGAAUUGUAACUUUCUCUUCCUGUCCUUUCCCUGAAGACCCAAACUUCAGGCUGGAUUUGUCAGCUGGGAAGAAAGUGAAUGGUACUGUGGGAACUCUGGCCACUUAGCUGUUCAUUUCAUUCUGAUCGGUAUGGAGACACCAGUCCAUCUGGAUUUACACGUGAGCUGAGAUAGAGUAGACAUAUUCUGUAAUAUUUGAUCCUAAGGAGUCUGUAAUCCUGUCUCUCAUGCCCACUCCGAUGACCUACUCAGAUUUAAAGGCUGCAUUUCUUUCCUUUUG
This is a messenger RNA of Odocoileus virginianus texanus, 2163 nucleotides long. It is a transcript of the gene CCDC174, whose product is annotated as coiled-coil domain containing 174. Gene Ontology annotation, cellular component: nucleus. The record is from RefSeq and is a predicted model, not a curated record. NCBI's taxonomy places the organism in Eukaryota, Metazoa, Chordata, Mammalia, Artiodactyla, Cervidae.